Messenger RNA from Pseudomyrmex gracilis, 5725 nucleotides. Its product is annotated as chondroadherin. Gene Ontology annotation, molecular function: protein binding. The transcript has 3 exons. The record is from RefSeq and is a predicted model, not a curated record. Bases 192 to 1400 code for a protein of 402 amino acids. Lineage: Eukaryota; Metazoa; Arthropoda; Insecta; Hymenoptera; Formicidae.
GCUCUUGCGAGCAGCGCCGGAGGGUGAAGAGAGCGGUAGUGUCCCGGUAGUGGUGUGUCAACGACCAUUCUCAGCCGAUGGCCUCGUUUCGCUCCUAGAGAUAUACAUCCCACCUUCGCCCACCGUCGUCGCGUGGUGACGUUUUCAUCCCCGGAUAUGCCGAGGCAUGCGUCGUAAAAAUCCCGGGAUUGAUGUAUCGCAGUGCGCAGAUCUGCAUUUACUACCUGCUAUGCAUAGCAGCGGCGGACUUGACGUUUACCUCCGAUCUGGAGAUGACCACGACGGAGAGUUCGGAAUGUCGUGUACAAAAGUGUUUUUGUCUUUCUCCGAAGCAGGUAAUCUGCAAUGUAGGCGGUCUCAAGGACAUACCGACGCAGGACCUGUCCGAGACGAUCGAGGAUCUGUCGUUGACGAAGAACAACUUCCCGGUGAUAAAGGGCGACGCGUUCAAACACCUCAAGAUGCUGCGUAAGCUCACCCUGGACGGGAACAACAUCACGUCCAUACGGCCGUUCGCGUUUCGCGGUCUGAGCCGUUUGCGCGAGCUGUCGAUUCAGAACACGCCGUUGCCGUACAUCGAGAAGUUCUCGUUCGCCGCGCUGCAGAACAUCUCGGUGCUGCUGCUGGCGAACAACAAGAUCCGUUACGUCGAGGGUAACUCGUUCGCCGGCACCUCCAACGUGAAUGUGAUUUUGCUGAGCAAUAAUCCGCUCCAGACGAUCCACAGUCACGCUUUUGCCGGCCUCACCAACGUCAACAAUCUCAUCCUGCCGUCCGGUAUACGCACAAUCGAGCAGGACGCGUUCGAGGGCCUGCAGCACGUCGGUCAGCUCAAGCUCAGCUACAUGGAUCUGUCCGAGCUGCAGGCGUACACGUUCCGCGGUCUGUCGUACGUGCGCUCGCUCUUCAUUCAGGAGAGCGAUCUCGGCGUGAUGCGUAAGGACGCAUUCGCCGGUCUCACUCACGUGGACAACCUGAACAUGCUCAACAACAAGAUCGAUCUGAUCGAGCGUCUACAUCUGCGCUCCGACAGCUACGUCGAGAUACUGCGGUUCCGCGGUAACCACGUGCUGGAGGCACCGCGUCACGCACGAGACGUGAUCCUCGAGGUGAGCUCGAUCAGCGCGAUCGAUAAUCACUUUCCGUGCGACUGCCAGGCGCACAACGUCCUCGAGAGCGACUUCGCGCGCGGCGACAGCGUCGAGUUUCAGCGUCGCAACUACUGUAUCUCGCCGUUCGAGUACAACGGCAAGCCCAUGAACGUCGUCGACUUCGAUCUGGUCGCGCGAUGCCACGACAACGUCAUUCAGGACAAUCUGGGCUCGGGUGUCGUCGAGGUGUCGUCGCGCCUGUCUUUGCUGUUAAUCGCCUUCCUGCUCUCGACGAACUUCUUUCGAUGAGCGCGUUUUCUCUUUUUCUCUCUCCCUCCCUUUCUCACUCUCUUUCCAACUAGUUUUUCAAUGCUCGUCCUUAACUCCUUGUUGUUAGAAGUGGCUACAAAAGAAGGAGAACAGGUCAGAGUUUUCUGCGCGCGCGCGCGCGCGCGCUUUCCAGCGCUCUGUUGUGUACGGUUUAUCGGGAUCCUUUUUGGUCUUCUUCUUUUUUUUUUUUUUUUGGUUUUCGUAGCGGAGUCUUCCUGACGCGCGAUAAAGAAAGCAACAAAAGAAAUAUCUCGCGUGCACGUUUACGUUAACCGUAUCGCAAUCUCGCAUUGUGGAAAGCGCUGUAUCGAUCUUUCUACUCUUACAAUGACUUCCCUGCGAUAUUCUGCUCGAAAGUCGGAAAAAAAAAAGAUCAAUUCGUGAGAGAGACGUUGUAGACUCUGACUAUACGAAUGAAAUUUAUCCAUUUACGAAAUUAUAGUUGAUAGACAAAAGUUUAUUCUCUAUAAAUAAUGUGUGAAAAGUGAGCUCAAUGAAAGAUAUUAUUGAAUUCUAUUGCAUUUGCAAUGUAAAUCUAUAUAUUGUAUAUUCAUAAUUUCUAGAAUUAUAAAACGGAAGCAAAGAUCUAAUUUUAGAUUCCAUACACAACACUAUUGUUUUUCGAUUAUUAUCGAACGUUCCACAAGAUUCUUUAAACUUUUUUAAUUGCAUUUUGCCACUUACUUCUUAGAAUUGUUUUUUUUGUAUUUUAUUUCGAACUAGAGAUUGUGCAAAGAGAAAAAGUAAAAUAAUUCAUUCUCUUCAAUUUUCGAAUGUGAUAAAUAUGAAAUCCUCGCGGAAAAUAAUCUUUCUCGUUCCGAGAAGUUUAAGUAUAUUUAUAAGAGAGCUUUUUGUAGAUUUUUAUGAACGGUAGAAUUGCUCGUUAUUUAAAAUAAUCACAAAAAAUAUCGCUAUCGAAAAAGUAUAUAAAGUUAGAGCGCUGCGAAGAAAACCAGCAAUAAAAAAAAGUUAUUAUUAAAUACUUAUUCACAAUAUCACGCAUUCUCUUUACGCAUAUAAUGUUGCAUAUGAUGCAUUGAAAACAUUGUGUAAGCAAAGGUUUCGUUUAUUGUGUGUAAAAAAAAACAAAAAAAAACAAAAAAACAAAAAAAAAACAAAACAAAACUGCCACACAGCCGCACGAAAAAGACGGCUGAUUAUUAAACGCCAAAUACAUAUCCUUUCUCGUAUACAUGAAAGUGAACGAAAACGUGAUUUUACAUAUCGAAGAAAAAAAUCGUUUACAGCGUUCGAUAUUUGUUCUUGUGAAAAAAAAAAAAUGUAAAUCUAUAUAUUGUAUAUUCAUUAUAUAAAAAAAAAAACAUCCGAAAUUUUGCAAUGAUCAGAGUUAUUAACAUUAGUGACACAUAUUAUAAAGUUAUUAUAUAUAUAUAAAGUGUUACAUUUUUUACAUAUAUAAUUGUUUAUUGUUAGAAAUCGAUUUAUUAAUUUUAUCAGGUUAUUUUGAGCCAUCGUAUCUUCUAUUUUUCACAUGUUUUGUGUGUCGAAAUACGAUUUCUCACCGCUGAUCGACUUUUCAUUAAACUUAUUAAACGUACGUAUAAACCUCAAUUUAUACGUUUAAUAAUGUUUCGAUAACGCGGUCCUGUAGAUAUAACGUAUACACUAUUAUUCUAACGUAUGUGUAAACAUCAAUUUACGUUUAAUAAUGUUUAACGCGGGCCUGAACGUAAUGUAUACCACAUUCGCGCGAUCAAUCAUGAUGAUUAAUUCGUUGCGAAUUCAAUCGCAAGUAUGUAUAAUAUUUCGCGUUAAAGCACGUCUACACGAGCUUUACCUGGCCACGAACUUGACCAGUUUGAGAAAGCGCGUUAGUUAGUUUCGUCACUUCUCCGAUCAACUCUGUCGCCGGGAAUAACCAACAGCUCGAGAUUUCGAAAACUGUAAAAAGUUGUAGUUUCAAACACAAUCUAAUAUUAUUUUUCAUUUCCAUAUUCUUUCAAAUUUCUCAGGAAAAAAAUCGAAACCACAUUUUUCUCGCGAUCAAUUUGUUUUUCUCCAAUUACGAAUUGUUUCGUGUGAAAUAUGUAAGUUUUAUUGCUGUGCACAAAUAAUAAAAUAAUGCACAAACAAUAAAGUAAUUUUAUGUACAUUAUCUGUCUUAGAUGCGAUAAAAUAAAAAUAAUAAAGUGUGACAGCUCUGCUAAAGAAAUUAGAUUACGGAUAAUCAAUAUUAUCUUAGCCGAUUAAAUUAAUCGGGGAUGGUGAAACUGAGGCUUCUUAGACUUUGCGCUCCAAUAAGCCAGAUACUUUUCGUAAACAACGUUUUAUAGAAGCGAAAAUAUCGAUUAAAAAAUUUUUGGUUGGUUUUAGUCAUAUCCAUUAAACACAAGGUCUCUGACAAAACAAUAGAUAGGUCUUUUUUUUUUUUUCUAUAAAGCAAACAUUUUAUCUUUACACACUCACAUUCCUGUACACUAUCAGUUAUUAUGAAAGAGAAAGUUCCUUUACCACAAGUUAAGUUUUACAAAGCACGAAAAUAUAAUAUCGAAGACUAGGUGAUUUUAGUGAUUUUAUAUGCAUAUAUAUGUAUAUACAUAUAUAUAUAUAUAUAUAUAUAUGUAUUAGCGUAUAUAUAUGUAUAUACAUAUGUAUUUUAUUUCCAUUAUCAUAUCGUACAUAUAGGCUCACUUUUUGCGAACUUUACUUCCGGGUCCAAAAAUCCGAGCUAUACGGCCCUUCCGUGUGUGUUCACACUUUGCUACAUUCAAAAUCUCUAUUAGCAAAUUAGAAAAUUAUUUGAACAACAAUUCAGAAAUGAUGAAAGUAUCUAGCGACUAUAAAUAUACAUAUAAUACGUUUGAAAUUGCGUUGUAUUCGAUAGCACUCUCGAUGUGUAUUGAAAUUAUAUUCCUGCGCAAAAAAAAAAAAAAUACGUAAAUUAUAAAAUAAAUUGAAUAGGAUAUUAACACGCAGCGUACAAGAGAGGGAACUAAAUAGUAGAUUUGUUACAUUAAAUUGUAAUGUUACAUUUAAUUGUAAAUUCUUGACAUAAAUGUAUCUCUGCGUUUAUUUAAAAUCGUAUCAAAAAACAAAAUCUCCAAUCUAUACUAAUAGCGAUAAAAUUGUUGAGUUUGAACGAGAUAAAAGAGACGACAAAUCGCUUCUAUAUCGUGUCAUUUGGAUAUAUAUUUGUUUUAGAAAUUCAUCACACACACGCACGUAAAAAAGGUCAUGAAGAAUUCUUUAUCCCAACACUAUUGAUUGUCAUAUUUAUAUUAAAUUAGUGAUGAUGAAAAAAGGAAGCGUUCUCUUUUCUCGAUAUUGACAUAAAACUGACACAUCUAAGUAAAACAAACUUCAUUGAUUUGUUCAACAAACAUACCGCCGCGCGAGAUACUCUCACGUAUACACACUCUCACAUACACAUACUCGCACACACGUUAUCUUUGAUAUUGUAAAGUUUACAGUGUAAACAAUUGUACACACUUUCUAUUUGUAUAAAAAAAAAAAAACAAACAUUUCCCGUGCCAACUGUUUUGUAUCUAUUCAAUGUUGCAAGAUCUUGCAAGACCAGGAAUUUACAAAAAUAGAAUUCAAGCGAAGUAAUCAAUCGUAUAGUUUAGAAUUUUCGAGUUCUCGAAUUGCAAUCGUAACGUUAACUGGUUGUUUCGCAUAAAGUUUUGUAUAUUCCUGGUCUGAGUAAACAGAAAUGCGAGAAGAAAGAAAAAGAAAGUACUGAAUAGAAAACGCGAGGGAGUUUUAAACGAUAUAUAUAUAUAUAUAUAUAUAUAUGUAUGUAUACAUAUAUAUAUGUAUACAUACAUCACAGAACAUUUUGUUCUUCACGUAAUCGAGUUAAUAAAAAAAAAUAAAUAAAUAAAAAACUAUUGCUUUAUAGAUGAGAAAGUGCAUUGGCGUCCAAAAGUUAUAUACACAUACCUACUCUGUGGACUAAAAAUCAUCGGAGUUAUUAAAGUAACGCUACAUAUGCUUAAAACCGAAAAGAAAACUACAUAAAGCGCGGUUUCGCUGCCACUCAUAAUGUAAGAUUUGCUUGGCCUUCGGUCAGCAUAAUAACCGAGGACCAACCUAGCUUAUAUUUUUUACCAAUGUUUAAAAUAGCGUUUAAUAGACACGAUUAUUGAAAAACUGUAAUCUUUCAUUGUAGUUAGAAAAUGUUCUGUCAUCAAUAAUAAAUGGAAAAGAAAACAUUAACAACACAAUUCGCUCUGUGUAUGAUUUUCCGUGUUCGUAGAACUGUGCCGAAGAAGAAUGUUUUUAUUUGUUUUAUACAAAAUGUGUUUUUAAAGCAUGCGGCAAACUACUUCGAAGUGAAUUCU